AUGGCAGAUUUCGCCGAUUUGAAGCCUCUUAUCACGGGCUCGAAACGCGUGGGCCGCCGCCGGCAGCGAGGCUCUUCUGGGCCAUCGAGGCCAGAGCAGGUUUCCGUCGCUUCAGACGAAAUUGCAGACGAACUGGUGAUUGCUGGCCAGAAACCAAAACCGGCCGCAGAGGUCCCGGUGCGAAAACGGCCCUCGUCCAAGUACUACGGCAUGGACGACUUUUAUCUGGAUCGCGAGGUCAUGGAUGAGCACGCGUGGACAGCGCUCGUUGGGUUUAGCGCAAUCAGGGUCGGGUCGCCGCUGCUUUUUAUUCUACACUGCACAUAUAUGCUGGCUGUUCUCUACUUCAAGCAUGGAUUUGCCAUCGACGAGGAGGCCUCGCAGACCAUACCGAAGCUGAUGCUGCCACUGCUGGCGAAUCUUGUGCUGGUGCAUGUUUUCAACAAGUGGUAUUUUUCGACAAACUACUACAAGCUGCGGGACCCGAGCUGA
Ogataea haglerorum is the source of this 492-nucleotide messenger RNA. RefSeq lists its product as uncharacterized. The transcript has a single exon. The record is from RefSeq and is a predicted model, not a curated record. NCBI's taxonomy places the organism in Eukaryota, Fungi, Ascomycota, Pichiomycetes, Pichiales, Pichiaceae. Bases 1 to 492 code for a protein of 163 amino acids.